GGGCAGAGGCGCCUCCUCUCCUGGCCGCCUCUUAUACAUCGGCCCCGCCGCUCCUCGCCCGCCCGGAGAGCAGCGCCCGCGGGACGCACGGACCCCGCUCCAUGUCCAGCCCGGAGGAGCCAGCCUCGGAAGGGCCGAGGCGGAGGUGAGCGCCGCGGGCCUGGAUGGCCCUGGCCGAGGGCGGCUGGUGCUUGCUGAAGCGCUGCGGGCCAGACGUGCCCCCUGGCCGGGAUCUGCCGUCGCCCUCGCCGCCGGCCAAGCCCGAGGGCCUGGCGGAGGGGAGGGCCCUGCGCGGCCCCUUCGUCUCCCUGGCGGCCGCGCCGUCCAGCCUGCCCAGCUGGGAGGACCUGCUGCUCUUCGCCGACCUGGAUCAGGCCAACAAGCUGCUGUGGUCCAGCCGCGCCUCGGCCAAGCUAAGCCCGGAGCCCGGCCCGCCGCCCGUCGAGGACAUGUACCCCCACCCCCACCAGGGCUUACCCGGCGGCGCCUACGAGGGGCCCCCGCCCGCCGCCUUCGCGCCCGCCGCCGCCCCCGCCGGCUCCCCGGUGUACGUGCCCACCACGCGAGUGGGCUCCAUGUUGCCCUACCUGCAGAGCCCCGCGGGGGGCGGCCAAGGCGCCCCGCCGCCCUCCUGGCCGCCGCCUGCCCCCGAGAGCCCCUCGUCGGCCUACGGCGGGGGCUGCGUCUCGGGCCGCUACGCUUAUCCGGCCGGGAGUCCGCCGGGCCCCGGGGGCGCCUCCCGCGACGCGGCAGCCUACAGCCCCCGCGAGCAGUUCCGGCCACUCAACGGAUCCUACUACGGGCCCUACAUGGGCGCCCAGCUCGGGCCCCCCAGCUGGCCCGCCGGCCCCUUCGACAACUCGGUGCUCCACUGCCUGCCCAGCCGGUCGCCCCUCGCCGUCCGCCCCACCAGCGCAGACCUCCUGGACGAUCUGUCAGAGAGCCGGGAAUGUGUCAAUUGUGGCUCCAUUCAGACCCCCCUGUGGAGAAGGGACGGCACUGGGAACUAUCUAUGCAAUGCCUGUGGACUAUAUACCAAGAUGAACGGUCUCAGCAGACCCCUCAUCAAACCCCAGAAGAGAGUGCCUUCUUCAAGACGACUGGGUUUGUCCUGUGCCAACUGUCACACUACGACCACCACCCUCUGGCGCCGGAAUGCAGAAGGAGAGCCUGUUUGCAAUGCUUGUGGCCUCUACAUGAAACUUCAUGGGGUGCCCCGACCCCUUGCUAUGAAAAAAGAGGGAAUUCAAACCAGGAAACGGAAACCAAAGAAUAUAGCUAAGACAAAAUCAUGCUCUGGUAAUAAUAACAAUAAUGCAGUUCCUAUGACUCCAACUUCCACGUCUUCUACGAACUCAGAUGACUGUAGCAAAAAUGCUUCCCCAAGUACACAAACCCCAGCCUCCGGGGCAGUCUCUUCAGUGAUGCCUGGCCGAGGAGAGAGCACCAGUCCUGAGACUAACGUACUCAAAUACUCAGGUCAGGAAGGGCUAUAUUCAGGAGUCAGCCUGGCUUCCACUGCAGACGUUACAGCCUCCGUGAGACAGGAUUCCUGGUGUGCCUUGGCACUGGCAUGAAUUGAGUGUUGGAGAUGGAUACUUACACUGGGCUGCAACCUGAAGUCAGCUACCCGUUGCGUUGUGUAUUUUUCUUGUAUCAAGCAGACCAAGAAGCAAUGAAAGUGCUGGCAGGGAUAUUCCUCAUCAGUUCUCUCGGUGCCUUGAUUUUAGAGGUGUUUACUCCCAAGGUCUCUACAGCCUAAACCGCUUCUGUUAGUUCCACUGUCACCAGGGAUGCCCUUCUGCACUAUUGAUAAGUCCCAAAGGUAGAUCUUCACCACAGCUACCAGUGCUGCCUUGUGUAUUUGAGGAUCAUGAUGUAUUUGUGUCACUCCCACUCAGCCAACAUCCAGGAUCUGAUUGGUGUCAACACUUCUUAUAGACAAAAGCAAGCAAAAGCUUUCAUUGUUAGGAGCAGUGUGGCAAAGAACAGCUAAUAAGCGUGUGGCUCAUUCCAGCGUGUGCAUCAUGAAACCUGACAGUUUAAUGCGGUCUCCUCUCCCAAGUCUGUGUUCCAGCUACAACUUUCUCCUCGCAACGUUCACAUGUUUCUGAACAGCUUUUUUUUUUUAAAAAAAAGGUUUCCACCCAAUGAAGUAAAUCACAUUUGGUAUACUCUUCUCAAAUUAGGACUAACAAGACCUUUGGUUUAAAGUAUUUGCAAGGCUGCAUUAUUGCUUUUCACAUGUACUGUGAUGGAGGUUGAUGAAGUUUCCCAUAUUGUGACUAAACUAUACAUAGUCUGCUGGAAAUUGUCAACAGGGUAGCAUUCAGAUUUUUUUUUUCCUUCCAGGCAUACAAUAAUUUUUUUUUAUAAAAGUGCAAUUUUUGAUGCAGCAAUCAGUGUUAAAUCGUAAGCAUAAGAUUUAACAGCAGUUUUUAUAUGAAUGAAUGGAAUGAAUGUAAACUUUUUAACUUAAUGGUACGUAAAUAAUUUAAAAGAAAGGUUAACUAGGCAUCCCUGUAGGGUUUUUAUUACAACAAAGAUGUUCUACUUCUGCAUUACCAAUUAUUAAAACAAAAGUUUCAAGAACAAAUAUUUUCUCAGGAAAAAUUGACCCUAAAUGACUAUUCAGUCAUAAGCUUUUCUAGAUAACUACCAGUUCAUGCCCAUUAUUUUGACACUGAAUAAAGUAUUGCUAGAAACAUAUCGACUGCAGUGAAACUUUACUACCUAAUGGAUUCCUAUGUAAAUACUCCAUCAAAUAUUUAGGUUUCUUUAAAAUAUGCAAUCUGUAUAAUGUAGCUGACCCAUAGCUAGGUUGGUAUACAUUUUAAGAAAUGGGAUUUCAUAUGGAAAGUUGUUUUCAUUGAAGGUUUAAAAAUAAAAUGGUUAUGUGUUUUCUGUA
Sphaerodactylus townsendi is the source of this 2908-nucleotide messenger RNA. It is a transcript of the gene GATA6, whose product is annotated as GATA binding protein 6. Gene Ontology annotation, molecular function: DNA-binding transcription factor activity, RNA polymerase II-specific; RNA polymerase II cis-regulatory region sequence-specific DNA binding; zinc ion binding. Gene Ontology annotation, cellular component: nucleus. The record is from RefSeq and is a predicted model, not a curated record. Gene Ontology annotation, biological process: cell fate commitment; negative regulation of transcription by RNA polymerase II; positive regulation of transcription by RNA polymerase II. The transcript is spliced from 7 exons. The coding region runs from base 165 to 1577 and encodes 470 amino acids. Lineage: Eukaryota; Metazoa; Chordata; Lepidosauria; Squamata; Sphaerodactylidae.